AUGAUCCUCCUGCUCAGCUCAAACACCGGCCCUGUGAUGGCACUUUAGAACGGUUUAAAUCCACACACCAGAAACUGGGAAAGAUCCAUCAACGGGAACUCCCAGAAGCUUCACAGGAAUAUGCACUUAUAAUCCCAGACAUCAAAAAACUGAAAAUGCCAGCUCAGAAAAAUAUGCUGGUGUUUGUGGCUCUCUUUUCUCUUUUGCGACCGGCCCAGUGUCAAAAGUUGCCAAGUUUUGACUUACUGGAGGAGUUUCAUGUGCCUGACUCAAGAGGAGUGAGGAGGGUGGACGGCUCUCAACCUGAGGCAGUGGCCUACCGUAUCAACCCCUCCAUCCAUCUACAGAAGUCCAUGAGCGACGUGUACCCAGAUGGACUUCCCUCCGACUACUCGGUCAUUGCAACAUUUAGGGUGACCAAAGACACUGCCAAGGAGUCCUGGAACCUGUGGCAGAUCAGUGACCCUGAGGGACAAGAGCAGGUUGGCCUUCGGUUCCAGGGUGAUACACGUUCCUUAGACUUCUUCUUCACAAGCCCCCAUGGGAGCCAGAUGCUGAGGACCUUCCAUGGUGUGGAGAAGGUCUUUGAUGGAGAGUGGCACAAGGUAGGACUGAGUGUGAAGGGCAGCCAGGUGAAACUGCUGAUAGACUGUGAAGAGAUCAGAGUGGAGUCCAUUGAUGAGCCAAGGCCAAUCAUCCACCAAGGAUAUACCUCCAUUGUAAAGCGUGCUGCAGGAGAUCGCUCUGUGUCUGUGGAUUUACAGCAGAUGGAAGUGUCAUGUGACCCAGAAAAGGCCUAUUCAGAAGGUUGCUGUGAGCUCUCGAGCGUGUGUGGAGGAUAUGCAGUGAUCGGCCUCACAGGGGGAAGACCCUCUUGCAAAUGUAUGCAUGGGCAGCCUGGCAUCCAGGGCGCUCCAGGACCAAAGGGUCAUAGAGGCCUUCCGGGAGAGGAUGGAGACCCAGGGAAACCAGGGAACUGGGGCAUAAGGGGGAACACCGGAGAUUAUGGCAACAUUGGCGAACCAGGCCCAAAGGGUGAAGAAGGAAUCAAAGGCGAGAAAGGAAUGAGAGGACCCUGGGGCCAAGUGGGAGACAGAGGUCCCAAAGGGCUGAAAGGAUUAAAAGGGGCAACGGGCUUUACGGGAAUUCAAGGACCACCUGGAGACAUUGGAGAGACUGGAAAAUCGGGAGAAGCUGGUGUUAAAGGCAUCAGAGGAUAUGAAGGGAUUCCUGAGUUUCAAGGAGUUAAGGGUGAAAAAGGGGCUUCUGGUGCAACAGGGCGACCUGGGCUUAGAGGAAAGCAGGGCAUUGUGGGAGAUCCUGGAGAAAGGGGAACUCCUGGACUGAAAGGGGGACCUGGAAUUCAAGGACCUGUGGGCAGAGCUGGCACCGUAGGACCAAAGGGCAUUAUUGGAGAUCCGGGCUUACCUGGCAGAGAUGGUGAUCCAGGAAUAGAGGCUUAUCAAGGACCACAGGGCCUCAGCGGAAAACUUGGACAAAGUGGAGCAAAGGGGGAGAAAGGCACCCUGGGGCCACCAGGAGAAAUGGGUCCCAGAGGGCAAACUGGCCCCAGAGGUUACAAGGGUUCUGCAGGAAAGCCAGGAAGACCUGGAUUUAUUGGCCCACCUGGACCCACUGGACAUGUGGGCAUGCCUGGAAAACAAGGGCCCAAGGGUGACACGGGAAUCCAGGGUAUUAAAGGAGUUAAAGGUGUACAGGGAGAACAAGGAGUUAAGGGCCCAGCAGGACAGGUUGGAGACAGGGGUAAGCAGGGUCCUCGGGGAGGACAAGGGAAGCGCGGGCCUGCAGGCCCACCUGGACGUUCAGGUCCUGUCGGAGUCAAGGGUGUUCGAGGUGAACUUGGACCAGAUGGUUUUCAGGGGCCGCCGGGUCCUCCAGGUCCGACCCUCCCUGCUCAACACGUGAUUGAGGUUUGUAAGAAAGUGGUCCUGGAGCAGAUGUCCAUGUUUGCCAACUCAGUGAAGAGGACAUGUGCUGCUGUCUGUCCUCUGUACGGGGAUGUUCCCACGGGUGCCCCUGGUCCCCCUGGACAGAAAGGACCCCCCGGACCACCUGGGGAUCCUGGUAAUCAUGGCACGGAAGGAGAAGUGGGCCCACCGGGAUUCUACGGAGAAGCUGGAGAAGCAGGCCGAAAAGGAGAAGCAGGUGACAGAGGAGAGCAAGGUGAUAAAGGAGCCAAGGGUUACGGCCUGCCUGGUAAUACUGGAGACCCCGGACCAAAGGGUCAGCGUGGACGUCCUGGCAGAGCCUUCAAUGGCCAGCCUGGAAGGCAGGGUCAAAGGGGGCAUACGGGCCGGCCUGGGCUCAGGGGCCAUCAGGGUCUUAGAGGACCUCCAGGUGUGUGCGUCACCUCUGGGUGUGCUCAGCUGAACUCCACUGGUGGGACACCGCAGCCAGCAGAGCGAAGGUUGAGGAAUCAGCCAUAGAUGAAGAAAUAUAGAUGUUCAAUACUGACCUUAAAGGAAUAAAACAUGCAUGAUGGGUUUUUUGUUAGAAUCUGAUACGAUACAUUUAAAUUUAAUGUAAAUAUGCAAAUCAAACGUGAACUGAUCGUGUGAGAACAAAAGUGGUGCAAAAAAUAUAUUUGUAAAAAACAAAAUUACACAUCUUUAUAAUAAAAAUCCAUUUUUGGUAAGAGAGCAUGUUAUUGUGUGUGCAACAACCAUGUAAUGUUUGAUGGUUGCUAAUAAUUGCUAAUUAAUUCUUAAUCAAUUGCUACACUGUGCAUGUAUUUUUGUAAACUGGCACUGGAUGCUAGUGUGACGUUAGUGUGCCGCACAAAUUCCACAACACUACAUUCCCCUUCAGUAAUAUCGGAAUUGAAUCUUUCCAAAAGUCUGGAAGAGAUUUAUCUGUAUUUUAAUAUUAUUAUUAUUAUUAUCAUUGCUUUAAUUGUCUGGGUCAGACGAUGUUACUAAAUGCUUAAAGUGUUCCAAAAGCAAAGAGAAACAUUCUUGGUGUUUGGACUCGGUGAGCAACAUGCAGUGUUUGAAUAGGGUGCCAACUUGGAACGUAAUAUCAAGUUUGGGUUUUUGAUUUCUUGUGAAUAAUUAUUACCUUUGUUGAGGGGUUUUGCACUGCAUUCACAGAUUUUCCUAUCUCCAAACCCUGUAAACUGAUUUACAGCAACCAUCACUACAGCAAGUAAGUACGAAGACUCUGUAGUCUUAUUUGAAAUAAGAAAUCUGUGAUUGUUCAUUUUGUAUUAGACAUGGAAAAAUGAAACCCCAAUUAAAAAUGUAUUUUUAACUCUGGAUGGGUGUUUCCAGAAACUCCUCGAAGCAGAAAAAUCCCACACAAAGAUGCACUUACUGAAUUUUCUUAUAACAUUUGCCAACAGCCAUCACAGUCACCAUGAUGCAUUUUAAUAAAAUUGGGUGUUGGUGUACUUUUCAGCCUUUUGAAUUUUACACAUCUGUGAGUCCUU
Haplochromis burtoni (Burton's mouthbrooder) is the source of this 3448-nucleotide messenger RNA. RefSeq names its product collagen alpha-1(IX) chain. The coding region runs from base 156 to 2447 and encodes 763 amino acids. The transcript has 27 exons. Lineage: Eukaryota; Metazoa; Chordata; Actinopteri; Cichliformes; Cichlidae. The record is from RefSeq and is a predicted model, not a curated record.